AUGCUGGCACAGCCUGGCCCGGAGGGCUCUGGGCACCUCACAGUUUCCCCACCUGCAAAACGGUGCCUGAACGACACCCACCUUGCUGCACCCCGGCAGGGAGUUCCCUUGCCCUGGGGGACCCCCGAGGGGGGGGGCCGAGGUCCCAGCAUGCAAUGUGCUCCGCCCCCAGCACGGGGUCUCUUCGGACCACUGCCAACCUGCCUUGCCAGGGCCUCAGGCGGGCUCCAGGCACAGGCGGCCCGGAGCCUGGCCCGGCCGCGCACCACCAAGGACAGGCCGCAGGUCCAACCCCAGCUCCCCCAACCCAAGCGCAGGCCACGCCCCCACCCGCCCAGGCCGCCAAUAAAACAGACCAGGCAGAACCCAACAGGCCCGGCGGCGGAGACACCCCAGAUGGUACAUCAUGGGGACCCAGGAGGGUCCAGGAGCCACUCCCACCAGCACGUGGACCCUCAAACGCUCCCGAGUAGCUCCUGCGGCAAAGGGGGCCCACAGACAGGAGGGACCAGUGGGCAGAGGCUCCUGGCGGCGGGGGACACUGGGUCCCCAGGCUGGCCGCCCUCCCAGCCCCUCCUGGGACCUGCGAAGAGAGGCCUAACCGUCCCCCCUGGGGGCGUCCUGUAG
Messenger RNA from Hippopotamus amphibius kiboko, 627 nucleotides. RefSeq names its product proline-rich protein 2-like. Bases 1 to 627 code for a protein of 208 amino acids. Lineage: Eukaryota; Metazoa; Chordata; Mammalia; Artiodactyla; Hippopotamidae. The transcript has 3 exons. The record is from RefSeq and is a predicted model, not a curated record.